AAAAUGGAUUCUAAUAGUAUGAAGGAGAUGGAUAAAGAAAUUUAGUUUCUUUAAAAGAGGGUUAAAUUGAUUUAACAAGAAAAUGAAUUGUUGAGAAAAGAAAAUCAAUUAUAAAGAUAAUAGCUUAGUCAGAUGAAAAAUACAUUUACAAAUAUAAUUUCAACAAAAAGAAUAAAGACAGCAGAUGGAAGGAGCAAUUCAGUUUCGGAGUAUAAUUAAUUAUGAAACAAAUAGACGUUUUUAAAAUGAAGAUGCUUUGAGAUAGGUAUUAGAGAUGCAAAGAAAUCGAAUUAAUUAAAUAGAGAAGGAUAAUGAAUAAUACAAAUAGAAAUAUGAGAAAAUUUUAUUUUAAGAUAAAUCAUAACCUUAUUCAUAAACUUAAGUUAAUGAGUAAACAAUAACCGAGUUAUAUGAUUUAAGAAAGAAGAAUGGUGAUUUGGAAUAGAGAAUAAAAGAUAUGAUUAGUUAACAUGCAAAGGAAUUAGCUAAUUAUAGAUAAAAGAUAGCUUAAUAGGAUGCCUAAUUUAUGGUAUCAUAAUCUUAGGGUUUUUCAACACCACUUUCAUAAUAAUCAUAGAAAUUGGAGCCAUUAAAUAAUGGAGGAUACUAGAUUCUAAGAUAAGGAAUAAAGAAAUACUGAAUAUUAUGAUACUAAUCAUAUAUAAUUUAGGAAUA
Molecule: messenger RNA, 675 nt
Organism: Paramecium sonneborni
Lineage: Eukaryota; Ciliophora; Oligohymenophorea; Peniculida; Parameciidae
Source: the annotation of a GenBank genome assembly